This is a messenger RNA of Prinia subflava (tawny-flanked prinia), 2858 nucleotides long. Its product is annotated as ketosamine-3-kinase-like. The record is from RefSeq and is a predicted model, not a curated record. The transcript is spliced from 6 exons. The coding region runs from base 26 to 955 and encodes 309 amino acids. Lineage: Eukaryota; Metazoa; Chordata; Aves; Passeriformes; Cisticolidae.
CGUCCCCGCCCCAGCAGUCGCCGCCAUGGAGGACGAGCUGAAGCGAGCGCUCGGCACGGCCGUGCUGCGGCCGACCGGGCACACGGGGGCUGGCUGCAUCAGCCAGGGCCAGAGCUACGACACGGACCACGGCCGGGUGUUCGUGAAGAGCAGCUCUCGGUCGGAGGCCAGAAGAAUGUUUGAGGGAGAAAUGGCAAGUCUGGAAGCCAUCUGGAAAACACAGGUGAUAAAAGUGCCCAAACCUAUCAAAGUUAUAGACCUGCCUGGGGGCAGUACUGCGUUUGCGAUGGAACAUUUGGAAAUGAGGGGCUUGAACAGACAUUCAGCACUGCUUGGAACUCAGCUGGCUGAUCUUCACCUUCAUAACCAGAAACUUGGAGAGAAGCUGAAGAGAGAAGGGAGCACAGUUGGUAAAGGUCAAGGGCAAAUGGAAGUCCAGUUUGUGGAUCAGUUUGGCUUUCAUACAGUUACCUGCUGUGGUUAUCUUCCACAGGUGAAUGAUUGGCAGAGUGACUGGGUGACCUUCUUUGCCAGACAAAGGAUCCAGCCCCAGAUGGACAUGGUCGAAAAGGAAUCAGGUGACAGAGAAGCAAGAGAACUUUGGGCACAGCUUCAGCUGAAGAUACCCAGUUUUUUCUGUGAUGUUGAAAUCAUUCCUGCUCUCCUGCACGGGGAUCUCUGGGGAGGAAAUGUAGCUGAGGAUGAUUCUGGUCCGAUUAUCUUCGAUCCGGCUUCUUUCUAUGGCCAUGCAGAGUACGAGCUUGCAAUAGCUGGGAUGUUUGGUGGCUUCAGCAGUUCUUUUUAUUCUGCUUAUCAUGGUAAAAUUCCCAAAGCUGCAGGAUUUGAGAAACGCCUGAAGCUUUAUCAGCUGUUCCACUACAUGAACCACUGGAACCACUUUGGUUCAGGAUACAGAGGGUCUUCUUUAAAUAUUAUGAGAAAUCUUGUAAAGUAACUUGCUGCUUAAGCCGAAUACUUCCCAUGUUGUUUGGAGAGGCCCAUACUUGGUGGUGCAGCUGCAGGAGUAGUAUUGUUAAAAACAAUUGAGAGACCUAUGAGACCCUUGACCUUGUUAAAGACCUAGAACCCGCGACUUCUGCUGAAUACCAAGUGUAAAACAGUCAUCUCUUUUUCGCUGGGGAUAGCUCCACAAGGGAAAAAUCUAAGGAAGGAGUUUAUUCAUUUGCACAGUGAAUAAAGGCCUCAGUGUCCAGAAAGCAUGUGAGACUGUGCAGGGUAGUACAAAUAAACACUGAGGAGAUACCUAAAAGAAGUUGCUUUGCAGCAUUUUGCUGUGUCUUCCUCCCUCUUUCAGCUCUUCAUGUCCAGUUGUGUGCAUGAGAGCAAUGUUAACAACAGAGCUUGAAAGUCAGCAGGAAAAUUACGUAACAGGAACUGUUGGAAGGGAUUUGGAUUUGCCAAUAAUUUUCACAGAAUCAGAGUGCGUGAGGUGGGAGAGAUCACAGAAUGUCAGCUAGACCAACCUCCCUGCCUAAGCAGAUUGCACAGGAUUGGGUCCAGAGGCUUUUAAAGACUUCCAGGGCUUUGCUGAUUGACUCCAUUGGAUGCAGGCUGUUGGUGCCUCCGGGAAUGCUUGUAGGCUGUUCUGUGCUUUCUGGUCAGUGGACUUUUAUCCACGGCAAUUUUGCUUCCACCAGAACUAGUUUCUUCCUUUUUUGUGUAACACUUUUGUCCAGUAGUGUGCAUUCUUAGAGAACUUUCCAGAUAAGACACUUUUCAUGUACACACCUUGUGGAGGUGUAUUCUCUAGUGAAAUAAAAUCUGCACAUGCUUCACAUGUGUGACUAAAGUCACUCAAAAUCCACCUAAUCAUGAAAUGACAUCAGCAGGAAACUUUGUGUUUUCCACACAUCAAAGAAAACCAUGAAAAUAUAACUUAAAGGGGGAGGGAGGUCAGGAGAGACUCCUUCUGGGAUGGCUCACAGGCUGUAACCCUCUGCUUUUCCACAGGAGUUCCUGUCAGGUAAUUUUAUUCCAAGGGGAUAGAACUGCUUGUGCUUUCUGAUACCAGUGUGUUUAACAAUAGUUUAUCAACCUUAUUCUGGUUGAUAAGGUUGAUAAACUACUGUUCACAAGGAUCAGUAAAACAUAAUGUUUUAUGUCACUAGGACCAUGAAUGUCCCCAGUGUCAAGGCUGCUCCAUUUGUACAUCUCUGCUUGUGAGAGUUCUAGUGCAGACUUAAAGUGCUGCACUGUACACUCUAAAAUACCAUCUCUGAAGGUCUCCCAGGCACUCAAACAGGCUAAGGAGGGGAGGAUGUAGGCACCUCUGGGCUCACUACAUCUCUGCAUAACCUGGAAAGCAAGGGAGUCUUCCUUUCCUAAACUCUCACAUGACAGUCCCAACUAAAUGCAUGCUGUAUCUGCUGUGGUAAGAGAUGUGAAACCGAAGGAAGCUAACUCAAAGAACAGCACUUCACUGGUGUCAGAAGUCCUUGAUGAUAGUUCCACAGAGUGUGGCCUUUGCCUGCAAGGAGUUAAUACUGAAAUUGUACUCUUUUUGAUGUAGGCUAGUGGUGGUGCUUCUGUGCAAGCCUGCCAGGUAGGUGAGAGAGAUGCAUGAUUGUAGCAUGCACUUUGAGUGUUGGGGAAUGACUUUUUUUAACUAAAACUGCUUUGCACGUGAUAUUGCCAGAUUACCCAGGGUUUUAUAGUUGCUAGUUUGGCAGUUACUUCCCCAAACUGGAAACAAGUUUGGAGAAGACUGGUAUUUGCUACAACUUUCCUUAAUUCUAGUACUUUUCUCACUGGCUGUUUGACUUUUGCUGCACAAGAUCUGCUUGGUAGAAUAGGUUUUACUUCUAUCUUGUUGCCUGAAUAAAAAGUUUCCCAGUUGA